AUGGGGCUGCUGCUACCGAUCCUUCUGGGCUUUCUUGCCGCUCUGAUUGGAGGGCUGUACCUCCUGGGGGUGUUUCGACAACGAAGACCAGGAGAGCCUCCUCUGGAUAAGGGUCUUAUCCCUUGGCUGGGCCAUGUGUUGGAAUUUCGUAGAAACACACUGAAGUUCCUGGAGAGGAUGAUGAAGAAGCAUGGUGAUGUUUUCACAAUACAGCUGGGAGGGUUUUACAUUACAUUCUUUCAGGACCCUCUGUCAUUUGGGGCACUCGUGAAGGAGAGUCGAGAAAAGCUGGACUUCAAUAAGUUUGCUGUGCAUCUGGUGCACAGAGUGUUUGGUUACAAAGCUGUCAAGAGUGACCAUACCCUUCUCCAGGUUUCCAGCAACAAGCACCUAAAAGGGGAUGGCCUGCAGGUAAUGACUCAAGCCAUGAUGGGUAAUCUGCAGAACCUGAUGUUGAACACCAUGGAUUCAGAUGUAGCCCAGAAGACUUGGAUGGAAGAUGGACUGUUCAUGUACAGCUACAACAUUGUUUUCAGAGCUGGCUACUUGUCCUUAUAUGGUAAUUGGCCACACAAAUCAGAAGGAGGUGAGGAGAAAGCUAAAGAGAAAGACAGGGCUGAGUCAGAAGCACUGUUUUAUGAGUUUCGUAAAUAUGACCAGCUGUUUCCAAACUUGGCUUACGGUGUCCUGACACCAAGUGGAAGGAUGGAGGCAGAGAGACUCCUGGGAUACUUCUGGAACACUCUGUCGGUGCAGAAACUGAGGAUCAAGGACAACAUCAGUCGCUGGGUGUGGGAUAUGCAGCAGGCCAAAGAGGGGGUCGGUGAAAGUGAGACAAUGAUAGACAGGUAUAUGUUUGUUCUUCUGUGGGCCUCUCAGGGGAACACUGGUCCGUCUGCGUUCUGGCUGCUUCUCUUUCUCAUGAAGCACCCAGAAGCUAUGGCUGCUGUGAAGGAAGAGGUGGACAAGGUUGUGAGGGAGUCUGGGCAGGAAGUCAAACGUGGUGGUCCUUUGCUCGACCUGACACAUGAGAUGCUGAUGAAAACACCAGUUCUUGACAGCGCUGUGGAAGAAACGCUGCGACUCACCGCUGCACCCCUCCUGACUAGAGCAGUGAUCGAGGACAUGACCAUCAAGAUGGCGGAUGGACGUGAGUACUCUGUUCGCAAAGGUGACAGAGUUGCACUCUUUCCUUACAUUUCUGUUCACAUUGAUCCAGAGAUCCACCCUGAACCACAGUCAUUCAAAUACAACCGCUUUCUGAAUCCAGACGGCUCGAAGAAAAAUGAUUUUUACAAAGCAGGGAAGAAAGUGAAGUUCUACAACAUGCCCUGGGGUGCCGGGGUCUCCAUGUGCCCUGGGCGUUUCUUUGCCACUAAUGAGCUGAAACAAUUUGUCUUCCUCAUGUUGGUCUAUUUUGAGUUUGAGCUGAAGGAUCCUGAUGUGGAAAUACCAGAAAUUGACUUCAGACGAUGGGGUUUUGGAUCUAUGCAACCCCAGAAUGAUGUUCAGUUUCGAUACAGACUUAGAUAUUGA
Messenger RNA from Xyrichtys novacula (pearly razorfish), 1536 nucleotides. NCBI's taxonomy places the organism in Eukaryota, Metazoa, Chordata, Actinopteri, Labriformes, Labridae. The record is from the annotation of a GenBank genome assembly.